AUGCCCCGACGGGACAACCUUGGGCCUGCCGAGAGACUGCCCAGGUUCCAGGAUUCAGUGGCAAAGACCAUGUUUGAAAUAGGGGAUCUGCAGAAAUGCCUAGCCAGAGGGGAAUAUGGGGAGCUGAAGGACUGCCACCUAUUUGAAAGCAAUUUUGUACAGGUCACAAGAUCAGGGGAAGUAGGCAACAGGGUCACCAUGGCUGUUGCUGCCAGCAGUCCAAGCUUGGAGCUUUCCGAUCUCAUGAUCCUGGCAGUGCCAGAGGAAUACCCGAAGGCAGAAUGCGACAGCGAGUAUCAAGAAUCCAAGUUUGCCCCUAGCGAGGAGCUGCGACUUACAGCGCUUCUGCCCUUGAAGUUUGUCCGGAUCUUCGUUCAUGAUGCUAGCCAGUACCAGUUGAAAGUGAGCCAGUCCAAUGGGCGCACAUUUUACCUGCAGCUUCAUGCCCAUCCUGAAAAACGGGACUACAUCUUUGGGCAGUGGGUUCGGCUGCUCUAUCGCCUCCGUUUUUACCGCACGGACGCCCCCAUCAGUUAUCAGCAGAUGUACCCAAGCUACCCCCAUCUUUGCAGGCACGUGUCUGCGCAGGUGCAGGCGGCCACGGGCAUACGAAUGAAAAGCUUCUAG
Euleptes europaea (tarantolino) is the source of this 627-nucleotide messenger RNA. It is a transcript of the gene GARIN5A, whose product is annotated as golgi associated RAB2 interactor 5A. The coding region runs from base 1 to 627 and encodes 208 amino acids. The record is from RefSeq and is a predicted model, not a curated record. Lineage: Eukaryota; Metazoa; Chordata; Lepidosauria; Squamata; Sphaerodactylidae. Gene Ontology annotation, cellular component: nucleus. The transcript is spliced from 5 exons.